UGAGCUCGAUAUUUGGAAAAAUUAUAUAAACAAACAAAAAAAAAAAAGAAAUUAACUAACCAGUGCUGGGAUGUCCCCAUGACAAAAGGGAGGCACGUGGUGAUGUCUUGUUGUUGUUGGUGCUGCGACAACCUCGGCGGACCCGGUUCUUCAAGUACUGGGGGUGUUGUUACUGGUGCAUCUGGUGGUAGUAUCGUAGUCGGUGCAAAUAACGGUGGUGGUGGUGGUGGCCUAGGUAUUGCUUCCGGUCUUUCUGCAAUGCUAUCGCUGGUAGUCGUCACUGUCGCUAUCAGUACGGGAGAGUGGCUCCUUACGGAGGAGAAACUGCCGAAAACUUCGUCGAACGCCUCUGUCGAACCCGACAGCAAAGUUACUUACAGUGGUCUGUGGAGGGUCUGUGUCGCCAUAAGUUCCCGUAUGGAAUACGAGUGCUCGAGGAUCGACUAUUUUCCAAACGAGGAGUACAGCCCUGAUCCGAGCGACUCGACGAUGGCUAUACCAUAUGCAGUUACCAAGUCGGCAAUGUUCUUCUUCGCUGCAACAUCGCUGCUGGUGGUAGCCGAAGUUUGUUACUUCACAGCUCACGUUACUCACCCGAGACACAGACUUUGCGUCUUUGUCGCUGGCGUGGUCUUCAUAGUUUCCGGUUUGUUAAUGCUGGUGGGAAUGGUGAUGUACAUAUCUGUAUUCAAAGCCGAGGUUGGUAGUAAGCUUAGACCAAGAUCGUCGUUUCAGGGGCCACCCUUCACCUACAGGUACGGAUUCUCAUUUUUGCUGUACGUGAGUGGCUUCAUCACGACCGAGGUCGCUGGCACUUACGCCAUCUUCUUGUAUAUCUCUUGGCACCAGAAGGAAUUGGUACGGAGAGACUCGAGGCGAAAAAAUUACGGGGGAGUGUAUCAUUUAGACAAUCACCACGUGCAUCAUACGAAUCAUCACGCGAUCUUGGGCCACAGUGGUUUCCUCUGCGAGAGGCAUCAGAAAAGAUACUUCUUCGGAAGGGAUUCGGUGGACCACGUGGAUUUCGACGAAUUUUUACCACCACCGCCCAAUUUGGAUUACCACGAUUAUUCCAGACAAUUUCCUAGGGAUCUUACCACGCAGACGGUCAGCACAACAGCCGAUGUCCUUCAAGAAGAGGAAGAGGAAUACAGUCCUAGUGUGCAGCACGAGUUCGUGACUUUCGAUCUUGACGAGCCUUUGCCACCCCCACCACCGAUCAGAGGUGGUGAAUGGACCUUCGACACAUUGAGAAAAACUACCCCCGUCUGAUAUACCGUCAGAUACGCGAGGCUGGUGCAAAGCGUAGAAAGCGAGGAAGAGGAGGAGGAGGAGGAGGAGGAGGAAGCGGAGGACGAAGCGGAAACCGAGGAGGACCACGACAUAGCCGGUGAUUAAACAAAUCGACUCGCUUUUUAAUGAGAUACCUCGGCAACCGAGAGAUGCUUUCAUCGUUCAAACUUCAUCAGGGGAAAAAGGAGGAGAGAAAAAAGGGAAAAGGAAAAAACGACCAGUCUCGAAGGGAACUCGAGGGAGCUCGAUCGACAAGUUUAUCGAAUUUCGGUUUUUUUUAAUAAUAACUCGUCAAACUUUCACGGAUGUAAUUCCGCCCCGAACCGUGUAAAGGAGAAAAAGUGAAUGACGUUCCAAUCGAUGAAAUAACGACUGAGUGACACCGUUUCCAUUUCGUAAUUCGUUUCAUCGCGCGUACACACAUACAUACACACACACACACAUAUAUAUAUAUAUGUCUUUUUUAUCAAAUUUUUCUCCCCAUUAUUUUCGUCGAGGAUACGACGAAAACUCGAUGAAAUU
This is a messenger RNA of Apis dorsata (giant honeybee), 1815 nucleotides long. RefSeq names its product voltage-dependent calcium channel gamma-5 subunit (gene Stg-1). NCBI's taxonomy places the organism in Eukaryota, Metazoa, Arthropoda, Insecta, Hymenoptera, Apidae. The record is from RefSeq and is a predicted model, not a curated record. Bases 79 to 1272 code for a protein of 397 amino acids. Gene Ontology annotation, molecular function: voltage-gated calcium channel activity; channel regulator activity. Gene Ontology annotation, cellular component: postsynaptic density membrane; AMPA glutamate receptor complex. The transcript is spliced from 9 exons. Gene Ontology annotation, biological process: transmission of nerve impulse; regulation of AMPA receptor activity; positive regulation of synaptic transmission, glutamatergic.